Molecule: messenger RNA, 6034 nt
Organism: Mobula hypostoma (lesser devil ray)
Lineage: Eukaryota; Metazoa; Chordata; Chondrichthyes; Myliobatiformes; Myliobatidae
Product: dipeptidyl peptidase 4-like
Exons: 28
Coding region: 224-2551 (775 amino acids)
Biological process (GO): proteolysis
Cellular component (GO): plasma membrane
Molecular function (GO): serine-type endopeptidase activity
Source: RefSeq, a predicted model, not a curated record
AGAUCUUGUCGGAGUAGCUGAUCUGGCAAUAUCUCAGUUAAAAUAAAGCCUGACGUUUAUACUCGGUAACCCUUACGCAGAGUUCCUUCGGCAUUACGAUGGCCUCAGUCCUGACUGCGAAUCUGCUGUCUGAAUUAACCUAACAGAGUGCCUCUGCCACGAUUCCAGAGUAAUCAACGUCGGGCUUUACACAUCUAUCCAAAGAACAAGAGUUGAACCAAAUAUGCAGACCAUUUGUAAAGUGCUUCUGGGUGUCGUUGCAACUAUUGUCGUUAUCGUUGUGAUAGCAGUUCCUAUCGCCGUCCUGGUUUCACACGGGCUCGACAAGGAUAUACUGCAUGCAAGAAGUAUCACUUUCCUGACUGAGGAGUCUAAAACCAAAGGAGACGAGGAAAAAGAUCAGCGUCGAAAAUUUACCUUAGAUGACUACUUAAACGGGAUGUACUCUUACAAAUCAUAUUCCCUGAAUUGGAUAUCAGAUAACGAAUACCUAUAUAGAGGCAACGAUGACAAUCUUAAUCGCUACAAUGUUGAAACAGGAAAAACAAGUAAUUUUGUGUCAAACACCACAAUUGAAAAGGUCGAUGCUUCACAUUACAUCGUAUCAGCUGAUGAAAAAUAUGUACUUCUGGCCAGUAAUUACACAAAGCUAUGGAGACAUUCCUAUUUUGCUUCGUAUUCUGUUUAUGAUGUGGAGAAAAGGGAUUUUGUGAAGAAUGCAAACUUGAACAUCAAAAUACAGAACAUAUUGUGGGCUCCUGUGGGACACAAAUUAGCCUAUGUUUGGAACAACAACAUUUUUCUUAAAAUUAAGCCUGAAGCCAUUGCUAUGAACUUAACAACCAAUGGAAAGGAAUAUGACAUUUUGAAUGGGAUACCUGACUGGGUUUACGAGGAGGAAAUGUUUUCUUCAAAUAAUGCUUUAUGGUGGUCACCAAAUGGAAGGUUUCUUGCUUAUGCAGAAUUCAAUGACACAGCGACUGAAAUGAUAGAGUACCCGUUUUAUGGCGAUGGACAGUACCCGGAAACAGUGAAAAUUCCAUAUCCUAAGGCUGGUUCUCACAUUCCUUCUGUGAGGUUAUUUGUUGCAGAUACCGAAUAUCUUACGUCUGCAGAGAUUUCAGCCCCAAACGAAAUACUUUCAAGUUACUAUCUAGUCUCUGUAACCUGGGUAACUGAAGAGCGAAUCUGUGUGCAGUGGAUUAAUCGAAGACAGAAUCAUUCCAUUUUAACAAUCUGUGAUUUUAACACAGACCGUUGGACAUGUUCAAAGGAUAAACAAUUUCAGGAAAAAAGUACAACAGGAUGGAUUGGUGAAUUUCAACCUUCAGAUCCAACUUUUGCACCAGAUAAUAUUACUUUCUACAAAAUACUAAGUGACAGUAAUGGAUAUAAACAUAUUUAUGAAAUACGAACACAGGUAACCCCAAAACAACUUACCAAAGGAAACUGGGAAGUGACCAAAAUACUAGCUCUGCUGGACAAUACACUAUACUACAUUAGCAAUGAAUAUGAGCAGUAUCCAGGAAGAAGAAACAUUUAUAAGAUUGAAGUUGGAAAAGGUAAUCCAAAAUCACAGUGUAUUACCUGUGAACUGAUGAAAGAUCGCUGUCAGUACUAUUAUGCAUACUUCAGCAAGAAAGGGAAGUAUUACUACCUGUAUUGUUAUGGUCCUGAAAUGCCUAUUUUUGGUAUUUACAAUACUGCCAAUCAUUCAGUGGUAAAAAUUCUUGAAGAUAAUAAAGAUUUGGAAGAAAAGCUGAAGAACAUUCAGAUGCCCACAAAGGUUCUCAAGUCUUUACAAUUAGAUGGCACAAAUUAUUGGUAUCAGAUGAUACUUCCACCGCAUUUUGAUGAUAAAAAGAAAUAUCCGCUGCUCAUUGAUGUAUAUGGCGGGCCAUGCAGUCAGAAAGCCACUGCCCAAUUCUCCAUUAGCUGGGCAACUUACCUUGCCAGCACAGAAGGGAUUAUAGUUGCCAGCUUUGAUGGAAGGGGAAGCGGUUAUCAAGGAAACAAAAUAAUGCAUGCAAUAUAUCGAAGAUUGGGCACUUAUGAAGUGGAAGAUCAAAUCAGAGCAGUGAGAAAAUUCAUAGAAAUGGGAUUCAUUGAUGACACAAGAAUUGCAAUCUGGGGAUGGUCUUAUGGAGGUUAUGUCACAUCCAUGGUACUUGGAUCAGGAAGCAAAGUCUUCAAAUGUGGAAUGGCAGUUGCUCCAGUGUCCAACUGGACAUAUUAUGAUAGUAUCUAUACUGAACGUUACAUGGGCUUACCAACGGAUGAUGACAAUCUUCAAUUCUACAAGAAUUCUACUGUGAUGGAAGGAGCUGAGAAUUUCAAAUUGGUUGAUUAUCUCCUUGUCCACGGAACAGCAGAUGAUAAUGUCCAUUUCCAGCAGGCAGCACAGAUUUCAAAAGCCCUUGUUCAGAAAGGAGUGGAUUUUCAAGCGAUGUGGUAUACAGACAAGGAUCAUUCUUUAAGCAAUCCUGCAAAAAGUCAUCUCUACAUCCAUAUGUCACACUUCCUAAAGCAAUGUUUCUCUCUCAAUCACUGAUGUCAGAUAAUACAUCAAAGCAAGGAUAAAAUUUUACAAUUAUAGAAACACUGGAAGAACUCAACCAGUCAAGCUGAUCCUCACGGAGUUUUGCUGAAGGGUCUUUGGUCUGAAACGUUAACUGGUUUUUUGUUUCCAAGUUGUGACUUGAUUGGCUGAGUUCUCCCAGCACUACUGUUUACAUUUCAGAUUCUAACAUCGCAAACACGAGGAAAUCUGCAGAUGCUGGAAAUUCAAGCAACACACAUCAAAGUUGCUGGUGAAUGCAGCAGGCCAGGCAACAUCUCUAGGAAGAGGUACAGUCAACGUUUCGAGCCGUCAGGCCCGAAACGUCGACUGUACCUCUUCCUAGAGAUUCUAACAUCUGCAGGAUUAUUUUCUGAUACUUCAACUGUUCCCACUUAAAGCAGUCGUAUUGAUAAAAUGAUAAAAUAUUAUGAUCCAGGUUCUCUAAAAGACAUUUUUUCAAUGUCUUAAUUGAUAAUGUAUAUUGGAAAUUUUUUGAACAUUUUUCAUCUGGAAAAUAUGCUAAUUUUAAACAAAUGGUUCACUUUGGAUGCUUUUGUAAUUGAAAACAAUGUGAAAUUGAACAACUUGAUUCAAUUUCUAUAAAUAACUUCAAAUUUUGCUUUUACAAUUCUUAUUUUCUUGCCACUUGGUGCAAGUUGCAAAGUAAUCAAUCAGAGCUGAUACUAUUGAAGAACCAGUAGCUUACAACUUUAUUUGCAGGUUUUAUUCAAGAGUACUGUCAUUAAUUCACCUUUCCUAGCAACCAAGACUUUGAUGAGAUUUCGGUAGAAUGAACUUGAAUUUUUUCUGUUUGAGUUUUUACUAUUACAGUGGAUUCUGGUUAAUUGGGACAUAUCGGGACCAUACAUUUUGGCCCAAUUAGGUGACUGCCACAAUUAGCCAAAGUUUCAUGGAAAUAGUUAAGAAGGUAUAAAAAAGACAAACUACUGUUUAACUGAGUAACAAAUUAUGUAUUUAAAUUCAAAACAGAACAAAUUAGUAGUAUCAUUACUUCUACAGUAUAAACUGUGUAGUAGUCCCCGAUAGUUAUUGAUGGCAAAAUUCGUGCACACUACGCUACUGCCUUCUGUUGAUUGACUGCAAAUGAACAAAAUAAGCAGACACCUCGUGUAGAUAAUGGACUGCUUUCACAUAGUCCUUUUGAUGAGUACAUCCUCCGAAUCUUCAUUUUCAUUGCAACAUUCAAGGUGAUUAGCAAUACCUUCAAAUUCUCCAUAGUUCACAACUUGUUGAAGUAGUGAAAUUAUUUCAUUUUCACUCCCAGCUGUUAUUGGUAUCUCCAAGCCUGAAUGUUGGAAACCACAGUGAGCAAAGCAGUUCUGAAUUCUUACUGCUUAUUUCUUGUCAACUAUUAUCAGUGACAAGGCUGUCUGCUUUUUGAACACAAACACCCACAACUUAUGCUAUUGUUCGCAUGGUGUAGAGACUAACGACCACACAUGUACAUAUGACUAAAGCUAGCUAGAAACUAUCUGGCAACAGUGCUAUUGCAAUUAAGUGCUGUAGUGUCCCAGAUAAAUGAGGGAAAUCCUGGCUAUUUUCUCAAUCAGUUUUUGUUUUAAGAGUUGGCCCAAAUAUCUGACUGCUCCAAUUAAUCAGUGGCUCAAUUAACCAGAACUCAAUGUAUUUUACUUUAAUUGGUUAUUUAACCGAAGUUCCAUAAUGGCUUUACAAUGAAGAACAGAACAUCAUGCCAAUAUUGAUGACAACUUUUUAAUUUUCCAACAAAAGUAAGCUAAUCCCCAAGCUUUUUGGGUUCAUUGUUUAAAGGACUCUUUCCAUAUAAAGCGCACUCAGAACAUUUUCCUUCUACCGAUCUUCACUCCUAAAUAAUUUAGUGACAUUAAUGCAGUAUUCUGCAAAUAGUUGAAUUGUUUUACCUUGAAUUUAAUUCAACACAUUCAGCAUAAAUGUUUGAAAAAUUCCAUACUCCAAAGUAUUUAAUGUGAUGCAAUGUUAUCAGGAAAGAAGUAUACAUAAAAGCUUUUCUUUGGUUCUCAGGGCACUUACAGAGCUUAGAAUUUGCUGCACAAUAAGUAACUUCAGUAAGUGUAGAUCCUUGUUGCAUUCUGAUGACCAGAUACUCAUAAAAUGUUGUGAUGUAUUAUUCCAUGAUUUACUCAUUCUGCACUGUUUCGUUGAUUUAGGAUUAAGACUAGUCAUUCCCUAUUUUCAGAUCAGUUGAAUCCUGCCAUGAACAGAGUUUUGGAAAAUACUACAUACUUGAUUAAUUUCAAACUUAUAUUUUCAUAAAUGAGCAUAAUGUGCUUUAUGUAAUUUUAUAUGUCCUUUUAAAGUUAAAGUCUGUCCCAAGCCUUAUAGGCUCAUCAGGCCAGUGCUUAUACCGGUUUCCGUGGCGUGAAGCGACUGAGAGUACGAGACUCCCCCCCGGAUAGGACGCCAGUCUAUAGCGAGGUUAAUUUCAUCUUAUUUUUAAGCUUUGUGUUAUUUGCAGUGAAUACUAUAGAUUAUUCCAUUUUGCAUUCUUUUUUAAGAAUAUUUCAAUAAUGAAAGCUGUUAAUUUAAGAACAUUAAUAAAUUUGUGCACAUUGCUUCCUUACAAAUAAAUGGUAAUGUUUGUAAAUUUGUAUUCUUUGUGCAGCUUCAUUAUGCAGGGAAUGGGAUAUAAUAUUGUUCAAGAGUUCAUAAAAUUGUGUGGAAAAUCUUAAGAAGAUGAUUAUUGCAAUGUUCCCUUUAAGUUGUGUGCAUACACAUAUCUUUUGCUACUAGCGCACAAAGAAAUUUUAAACUACGCGCAAAAAGUUGUCACACUCUACCUUGUUAGCAAGUUAAGUAUAUUUCCUGCUCGUAUACAAUCACGUUUCCUUAUCUGGUUUUGAUGCGGACACUGUUAACAAUGUGGAGCUUGCAAUAAUUUGUCUGCAGGUUUUAAAACUGGCUUUUUUAUACUAUUUUUAUUGAAGAAAUUAUUGAUUCACUAUGUCAAAUUCCAAAGAAGCAAAGGGUGUACUUUGAUGUCACUCACAACAGGUCUAGCUCCGGUUUUAGAUUACAAUCUCUGCAGAUAAAAGCUUUCUCUCCAAUUACAAAAGUGAAUCCUUUACCCACCUUCUAUCCUUGGCUGCAUACAAAAUCAAUCAAUGCAAUGUACCCACCAUUCUUACCAAAAAUUAAUGUUCCCUCUAAUUUGUAAUAACCAUUGUGUGCAAAAAUCUAGUGCUGUGCAAGUUUUUGCAAGUGACAAUAAGAUGUGUGUACUGAGUUUUUAAGUGGAAGUAAACCUGAAGCUUUUCUAAGGAUAAAAAGCCAUUCUGCUCUAAGUGAACUAGCAGUUCUUUUGUGCUUCACACCCUUUAUCAAUCUGUCAACUAAUUAUCAGCCAUGAAUGCCUAUGUUUUCCUAUGAUGUAUGUGCUUUACAAUACCUAUCAAAUACCCCUCAUGGCAAAUAUGAAAUAAAUUAGACCAUGAUACCUUUAAAUCUUUGUGUUUG